UAUAUAAAAUAUGGCUUUAAUGCAACCAGUGACUCACACGCUCCAAGCCCGUGUGUGAUAUGUGGAGACAAGCUGACUAAUGAGGCAAUGACGCCCUCAAAGCUGCUUCGGCACCUUGAGUCCAAGCACCCUACACUUAAAGACAAACACGUUGAGUUUUUUGAGUGGAAAAAACGUGAGCAGGCGGGACAGAAGCAAGUGCUGAGAGCCACAAAUGCUGCUGCUCUGAGGGUGUCAUACUUAGUGGCUGGCUGUAUUGCUAAGACUGUUGGUGAAGAACUGAUUCUGCCUGCUGCCAAGGACAUGUGUCCUGAACUGUUGGGAGAAGCUGCAGCUAACAAUGUGGCACAGGUUUCUCUUUCAGUUACCGCAGUUUCAAGGAGAAUCGAUGACAUAGCGGAGGACAUCGAAGCACAGCUGUUGGAGUCACCAUGGUAUGUUACCCAGGUCGACGAGUCUACCGAUGUCAACAACAGGGCAACACUGCUGGUUUAUGUGCGACAUAUAUUUCAAGAUGAUGUGCACGAGGAUAUGUUGUGUGCAGAGCUGCUGCCAACUAACACAACUUGGACAGAACUAUUCAAGUCUUUGAAUGACUACACGUCAGGCAAACUGGACUGGUCAUUCUGUGCUGGAAUAUGCACAGACAGGGCUGCAGCUAUGACUGGACGGCUGUCUGGUUUCACUACCCGAGUCAAAGAGGUUGCUCCUGAAUGCCAGUCCAUACAUUGUGUCAGACACAGGGAAAUGCUGGCUAGCCGAAAAAUGUCACCUGAUCUACAGCAUAUUGAAUGACGUUGUUGAAGUUAUCAAUCACACCAAAGCAAAAGCCCUUAACUCACGUCUGUUUGAGCAGCUUUGUGAGGAAAUGGAUGCAGAGCACAAACACCUUCUCUUACACACUGAAGUCAGGUGGUUAUCAAGGGAAGAGAGCCCUGGCCAGGGUUUUUGAGUUAUGAGAGCCGCUACAGAGAUUUCUUUCAGGAAAAAAGUCACCACUGGCAGCACACUUCGGUGACUAGGAGUGGAUAGCAAAACUUGCUUAUCAGUGUGACAUCUUCAACCUGCUCAAUGAACUCAAUAUGUCACUUCAGGGGAGAAUGACAACAGUCUUCAAGUUGGCAGAUAAAGUGUCUGCUUUCAAAGCAAACUGGAACCGGAACUGUAAGGACAGUGAGUGGACAGGGGCAUAUUUGACAUGUUCCCAACAUUAGCUGGGAUUUUGGGAGAGACUGAGGCUGCACUGUCCUUCUCAAAGCUGGUGUGUGAUCACCUGUCUUCACUGUCAACAGAAUUCAAGCCUUACUUCCCAACUGCAAAUGACCGAAGACGUGCAAAGAAAUGGGUCCGUGACCUAUUUAUGAACGUCCCCAGUGAAUCAUCCAUGUCAGCAUGGGAAGAUGAUUAACUCCUCGAACUUACAAAUGAUGGUGGGCUGAAAAGUAUGUUUGACAUAGCAUCUCUGCCGGCAUUCUGGAUCAAAGUCAAGGCUGAAAAUCCUGAGAUAGCCACGAAAGCACUGAAAACAUUGCUUCCAUUUCCAACAUCAUAUCUCUGCAAAGUGGGGUUUUCUGCAAUGAAUGCAAUGAAAACUUAAUUGUGGAAUAGACUGGACAUUAGGAGCCCCCUUCAAGUAUUGCUGUCUCCCAUCACCCUUUGAUGGGACCGUCUUGUUGCAGGGAAACAAACCCAGGGCUCCCACUGAUUCAGCGAUAUUGAUACUGCCAAGUUAAUGUAAAAGAGACAAAUUAAAGAUCAAUACUCUGGAUAUUGUUGUACUUCCGCUCAGGCAAUACACUUCAAUCUUGUUUUGAGACUCGUUUUCAAUGACUCUCCAGAGCAAAUGAACAAGGAAGAGGAAUAUUAAUAAUCGGAGCCAGCGGUAGAAGCAUACAUGGCUUUUGCU
Messenger RNA from Hypanus sabinus (Atlantic stingray), 1906 nucleotides. RefSeq names its product SCAN domain-containing protein 3-like. The transcript has 2 exons. NCBI's taxonomy places the organism in Eukaryota, Metazoa, Chordata, Chondrichthyes, Myliobatiformes, Dasyatidae. The record is from RefSeq and is a predicted model, not a curated record. The coding region runs from base 88 to 795 and encodes 235 amino acids.